Molecule: messenger RNA, 1725 nt
Organism: Trichoplax adhaerens
Lineage: Eukaryota; Metazoa; Placozoa; Uniplacotomia; Trichoplacea; Trichoplacidae
Exons: 3
Coding region: 1-1725 (574 amino acids)
Source: RefSeq, a predicted model, not a curated record
AUGCCAGCUGAAGAAGCUAGUAAUUACGGUGUUUUUAUUGGCUAUUUGUAUCUUGUUAAUUAUAUCCUUGGCACUGGAUUUCUGGGUAUACCCUACGUAAUACAUCAUGGAGGAACCAUAGCUGGAUGUUUGACUUUAUUAACAAUCUCAUUUUUUAGCUGUUUGACUUCGAUCUGGACUUUAGAAACCAUUUCAAGAGCACAGGCGAUAGAGCGUACAUCGAGCGCCCAGGAGGAGGAAGUUACCAAAAAAUUAAUCAAUGCUGAAGACUGUCAAGCUAGUUAUGAUUCUAUCGAACAGUAUCCCAAUAACACUACGAAUAACAACAUUAUUAGUUAUGGUCAAAUGAGUCGCAGAAAAUUCGAAAUUACCGAGUUAUGCAAUUUGUUCUUAGGCGAUAAAGCGAAGAUCGUAUAUAUGCUUGUUCUGUUCGUUUACUUGGCGUUGGCUUGUUGGUCGUUUACUACGGUCGCAGCUAGCACAUGGUCUUCAAACAUUCCUUUUGGUAAUGGAUCAAGUCUACGUCAAUGUACACAAGAAGAUUUUCAGGAUCGAAUAAUACCUGAGGCUGGUGGUUGCCUAAAUAGUUAUAGGUUAUGUGCUGGCAUUUUUGCCGUUAUUGUAUUAUCGCUUUCUUGCUUAGAAGUUACAGAACAAAAGAUCAUUCAAAUUAUUAUGGGUAUAUUACGAUUUGUCGUAGUACUCUUUAUGUGUUUUAAUUCAGUUGCUGAUCUUACAAGCAAGGAAAAUAAGCAAAUUCCAUUUAGUAAUGUUAGCCACUUUGAGCUCAUGGACAGCAAACACGAUCAACCAUACACUACUUUGACAUACAGCUAUACAAAUCCGUUGUACUACAACUUUCGUGCUUGGGUACAAGCUAUACCUGUCUUCGUUUAUGCUCAAGUUCUCCAUCAAGGUAUCCCUAUAUUGAUUGAGCCUGUAACACGAAAGCAACACUUGCGAACCAUGGUUGUUGCUGUCUUUCUUACAAUGUAUACUUUGUACACAUUUCUUGGUAUUGUUAUUUCCUAUCGUUUUGGUGAUAAGGUCUCGCAAAUAUCAACACUAAAUUGGAGUGAUUUCACGAAACCUGGUAAUCCUACUUCUCUACGUGUUAUGUCAUACUUGGUAGUAUUCUUCCCUUCGCUAGAUGUUGUAUCUGUAUUUCCUAUGGUGGCUGUUACUCUUGGUAAUAACAUCUUCACAGUCCUUUAUGGUGGUGAUACAACUACUGUUACUAACAUGCGCUAUCCUCGGCUAAAACGCGUGAGUAUGCGCUUGAUUGCGGCGGCGUUACCUAUCAUUGGUGGUUUGUUUGUUGAAAGUUUAGUUGCUGUGCUAAAGUAUGCUGGAUUACUAGGAUUUCUGAUUUCUUACGCCUUUCCUAUCAUCUUGCAAUAUUAUUCACGCCGUCAGUAUAAAACUGCCUUUAAAAAUUUGCAGUAUGAUCGCAGAAAAAAGCCUUGGGACAGAAGUCCAGCUACAAGUAAAAGUGUAAAUGACGAUAAUGAGGAACUAGAUCAGAGUGAUAACCAACACGAACAAGAUGCUGUUACAUAUCAACCACCCUGGGAUACUCCUUAUUCGACUAUUUUAAGUGGGCGUAAAAUGGUUCACCUUUCUGCUGUUUAUACUAUUGCCGUUUUUAGUCUAACGAUAGUGGGAAUAGCUCUACCUACUGCGAUGUCCCAUAAACAUAGCAAUGUAUCCGCAAUAUCAUCAUAA